AUGGACACGUCUACAUCAAUGGUGAUCGGAUUUGACCACAGUAUGGAAGAUCAUCGUGAAGAAAAUGCAACGCAGGCCCUCAGCGACUGGAAUCAACUCAGUGUGGCAAGGAUAUCUACGGCACAAUUAGCUGGAAAUAGCAGUGCUACAGCUCACGGAUCAGGUGGAUUUGAACGUCUUCCCCGACACGAGAGGUGGGCCACCGCAGGAAUGGACCGCGCCAUCCCGAGCAUCGUCGCGUCAAUCCUCACGACCUCUUCCCAAAGCACGAUGAGUGGUGAGUCCACUUCGGUUGCGUCUUAUAAUAUGGGAGCAGAACCCGUUAGCGAUAAUAGGGUCCAUGAUAUGUUCACGGUAUUCCGGGAAGUUUUUAAAGCCCAGAGCGUGGCUAACGUUACUAAGUAUAACGGCAAAAACUCCCUGAUGGAAUUCUUGCGCGCAUUAGAAAUAAAGUUCCCUCCAGCGGUGUGGACUAAUGCGGACAGGCGAGAUAUACUUGUGAACCAUUUGGAAGGUACAGCCCUAUCAAUUUUCAAAGGAUUGCCGCCUGGGGUCAGGGAAGGGACCUACGAAGGGGUAGUAAGUGCCUUGAAGGCAGCCCGUAGGAAUCCUUGUGAACAACUGAGGAACGUGAGAGAGUGGGAACACCUCUCGAAAAAGUCCAAUGAAUCAGUUGUCGACUUCUGCUGUCGAAUGGAGGACCUGUCUAGGAGGAUCCAUCCUAGCACUGAGUGGGACUUCAUAAGGGGAUCGAAGCUGUACUCUUGCCUGCAGCAUUGGCAGAACUCCUAUUACAUGCUGGAGGCAUUGGAUGCGCCAGAGGGACAAGUUUAUGAGGAAGUUAAGAAAGUAGCCACGCGUUUGGAAAAGCUGCAGUUUGAUUCAGCAAGCCAUCCCUCAAGUAGCUACCGCGGUCGUUUCCAGAAAAGGGACAUAGAACGAAAAGAGAUAGAGUCUCAGAAAGCCUUUGAGAAAGGGGCAGGUCAGCAGACCGGAAGUCAGUUGUUUGCGAGGCCCUUACAUAAGUGUUAUAUUUGUGAUAAAGAGGGGCAUUUAGCAGCAGAUUGCAAUAACGGAGAGACCUUAGGCGGUAUUUCCCUGUCUAGUGAACUGGAAGGAUGGUGUAAAACCGUCCGGAAGAGGUCGAAUAGCACCCAACCGCUAGCAAUGGGUCAGCCAUGCACAUACGAUGUAAAAAUCUUUGGUAUCCCAGUCAAGGCCUUAAUAGACACUGGCUCAGUGGUCUCUAUCAUACCUGUGGGAUUACUUAAGCAGGCCCGCGGCCAAGGGGUCGAUCUGGACAGUGAGGCUCGCAUAGUAGGUGACGGCAAGCAGCGCAAACUGUUCGAUGCGUCGGGAAAUGCAAUGAGCUUUCUCUCGGAAAUAGUUACAGAAGUAACGGUCAUAGGAGCUAGCACGGCUUGCGUUCACAUGCACGUGCAACAGAGCAAAGAUAAUACCUUACUACUAGAAGCUGGCUAUUUCCAUAAAACUUCCCCAAAUGGGCACCAGAACGUGGGUUACGCGACGAAUAGCCGUUCUAAAAAUGGCCUACCUCCUGACACGGCUUUUGCCGAGGGCAGGGUUGUAGUCGCACCAGGCACUGUUGCCACUGUAAAAAUAAAAGGUGGGACUCGCUAG
Messenger RNA from Cooperia oncophora, 1641 nucleotides. The record is from the annotation of a GenBank genome assembly. NCBI's taxonomy places the organism in Eukaryota, Metazoa, Nematoda, Chromadorea, Rhabditida, Trichostrongylidae.